Copidosoma floridanum is the source of this 1701-nucleotide messenger RNA. Its product is annotated as aly/REF export factor 2. The record is from RefSeq and is a predicted model, not a curated record. NCBI's taxonomy places the organism in Eukaryota, Metazoa, Arthropoda, Insecta, Hymenoptera, Encyrtidae. Gene Ontology annotation, molecular function: mRNA binding. Gene Ontology annotation, cellular component: nucleus. Gene Ontology annotation, biological process: mRNA export from nucleus.
UUUGUUGUUCACUAUUAUUACUACACAUACAGCAAUGUAAAACCACCCUAUUUAUCACAAGAUUUUAAUUUUAUUUUGUAUUCUAUCUCUUUUGUUACAAGUUCUGUACUCUUGAAACAGGAAACCUAAAUUCCUAUUCACUCGGGUGUACUUGCUCUUUUCAUUUAGUUAAACUUCAAAGAAAUAUAGUCUAGUUUUGAGUAAUGUUUGGAAUUUGAUAGUGUUGCUGUUAGUUACAUUCACCUUCAUAACAUUGUCUAGGUAUAUUACCUAAGUUCAACCAAAGGUAAAGUUACAGCCAUCAACUAAAACGUCACAUCUAAAAUGGCCGGCAAAGUAGAUAUGAGCUUGGACGAAAUCAUUAAGCAGAACAGAAAGAACAAAAAGUCGACACAAGGUAACAAGCGCGCAGGCACUGGUGGCAAAAAGACCGGUGGUGCACCAAAGAAGACUGGCAGUCCACCAAAAAAGACUGGUAGUCCACCAAAGAAGACUGGUAGUUCGCCAAGAAAGAGUGGCCCUGUCCGAACCAACAAAAAGCCAGGUGGUGGUGUUAUACGCAAUCGCAGCCAGGGGGCCAUUACAAAGAACCGCAGACCCGGUAACUACAGCCGUUCCCUGCCGAGCUUCAAGCGAGAGGCUUUCCUUGGAAGUAGUGGCCCACGUAGGUACAGCUCUGACACCACAAAGUUGAUUGUCUCCAACUUGGACUUUGGAGUCACAGACUCUGACAUUCUCGAGCUGUUCAGCGAGUUUGGCCCACUCAAGUUUGCCGGGGUUCAUUACGACAGAUCGGGACGUUCUAUGGGAUCUGCUGAUCUCAUCUUUGAGAGAAGAUCCGAUGCCAUCAAGGCAAUGAAACAAUACAACGGAGUACCUCUCGAUGGCCGUGAGAUGAACAUCCAGCUGGCCACGUCCGAAAUUCCCGGCUCCAGCUCCAUUCGAAGUGGAAACCGUCUUGGCACCAGUAACUCUAAUAAGUCAAGGGGAGGGCCAGCUUCAAAACGAAAUGGUAAACAGCCACAACGCAAGAGCGGUGGUAGCGGUAGUAGUGGUGGAGCUAACAAAAAAGGAGGUGUAACCAAGGGCAAGGCGAAAUCUGGCGGUGGUAAGCCCAAAAAAGCACCAUUGCCCACAGCUGAGGAGCUCGACGCCCAACUCGAGGAAUACGUCAAGAGCAAAGUAUCCACGUCGGAGGGUGCCUAAGUGACAAAAUUAUUUUACUUGUAAUCUGGAGGCAAGUCUUUCUUCUUUGCAGUAGUCGUUUGUAAAAUUGCUUUUUUUUUUCUUUCUAAGUAAGAUGAAGAUUUUUAUACCUAAAAUACUGUUACCUCGUACAGAUCAAGAAUCAAUCGUCAAAGGGUUUGGGGCAAUUGUAUAAAAUUCUUUACUUGUCAAGAAAGUAAAAAUCACAUUGAGAAAAUUAAAAGCCAAACUGGUCUUUUAUUAUUUCAAGGGAAGAAAAUUUUUUGGAUUCACGGUAUGAGAAGAAAGACUUGCGUGAGAAAAGAGCUGACUUUUUCUAUGUAAUUUUAUGAUGAGAGUUUAACAUUUUUUAACUAUUUACUUUUCAUUGAUGACAUGUGUUUUAUGUAAACGCAAUUCUCAUACGUGUAACCCAAUUAUGUGUGUUUAUCAUAAUUAUUUUCUGUAUACUGUAAAUCAAUUAAUUUUUUAAUGAAUUAAAGGAAUUAAUUUUGA